CUGGCACUGCAUAUUUGGAAGUUAGCGGGCAGGUAGGAUGUCAUCGUAAACUUCUAGACAACCAAUUGCUUUCCAGCGUUGACGCUGUGAGUGUUAUUGUAUGUAUUCGCUAAGCAGAAUAUUUAAUUGACUGUUUUGUUCUUUGUUUCAUAAUCAAAUCAUCUAACUUGCAUUGGCCGACAGGCGUUUUUCAAUUAGCAAUGGUACCGUUAGCAGCUGGAGGUUAGCUAGAAUAGAACUAGUGCUAGGAAAUGGGCUCUGAGGGCUAAGUUCACUGUCAAAGAUAAAACAGAAGACUGAGGCACAACCAUGGCAGAGAGGGUCAACAAUUUCCCACCGUUACCACAGUUCAUGCGCCUAAAGCCCUGCUUCUAUCAGAAUGUGGAGGAGGAAAUUCCUGCACAGCAUCAUCUGUUGGUGGGCAGAGUGUACAAGCUGUGGAUGUUGUAUUCCAUCACGCUGUGUGUCAACCUCGUGUCGUGUAUCGCCUGGUGGGCGGGAGGGGGUGGGGCGACCAACUUCGGGUUGGCUCUGCUCUGGUUGAUCCUCUUCAGCCCCUGUAGCUACACCUGCUGGUUCAGACCCCUCUACAAGGCCUUCAGGGCUGACAGCUCCUUCAACUUCAUGAUGUUCUUCUUCGUCUUCUUCCUCCAGUGUGUGCUCGCCAUCAUCCAGGCGGUGGGCAUCCCGGGCUGGGGAGCCAGUGGUUGGAUAGCCACGGUGACAUACUUUGGCACCAACGUGGGCUCUGCCAUUGUCAUGCUGAUCUCAGCACUUCUCUUCACCGUUGUCGCCGUACUCAUGGGCCUGGUGCUCAUACGGGUUCACCGGUUGUACCGUGGGGGAGGGGGCAGCAUGUCUCGUGCCCAGGAGGAGUGGACCACUGGGAUGUGGAAGUCUGCCCCUGUCAGGGAGGCCGGCUUCAACGCCAUGGCAGGCGAGUCGGGCCCCAGCCUACCCCAGUACCCCACCACUGUACCCAACUACCCAGACAACAGACCCUGGUGAUGACCUGUGUUGGACACUAGGUGGCGUCACACCUUAUACAUUUUGUUCUUUCUCUCCUCCUCUUCUUGCAUGAGUGUCGCAACGCAGGGAGAGUCAAAUCCCA
Messenger RNA from Engraulis encrasicolus (European anchovy), 1111 nucleotides. It is a transcript of the gene scamp4, whose product is annotated as secretory carrier membrane protein 4. NCBI's taxonomy places the organism in Eukaryota, Metazoa, Chordata, Actinopteri, Clupeiformes, Engraulidae. The record is from RefSeq and is a predicted model, not a curated record. Gene Ontology annotation, cellular component: trans-Golgi network membrane; recycling endosome membrane. The transcript has 7 exons. Gene Ontology annotation, biological process: protein transport. The coding region runs from base 310 to 1008 and encodes 232 amino acids.